AUGCACGAAAAACCCGAUAACAUUAUGAAGAAGACCCCUUUUAGUAAUAAUACAAUUUCUCGAAGCAUCGAUGAAAUGGCCAACGAUGCCAAACAUCAGCUCAUUAGUAUUCCCCAGCGUUCUGAAUUUUCUAUACAAAUGGAUGAGUCAACUGUUGUGGACAAUCAAUGUUUGAUGAUGGUAUAUGUUCGGUAUUUCAGCGAAAACCUUCAACCUUGUGAGGAAAUGCUGUUCACAGAGAAAUUGCCGCUUGAUUUAAAAGGUGCAACUAUUUUUCACACUGUCAAGUCGUUCCUUUUUGAACAUAAUAUCCCACUUAGUAAUAUUCUUGCUUGUGCAUCUGAUGGAGCCCCUUCGAUGAUAGUAAGAUACAGAGGUUUUUCAUCUCUCCUAAAGCGUGAAAUUUCCCACCAGAUACUAACUGUUCAUUGCUUGGCACAACGGAAGCAUUUAGUGGCAAAAAAUAUGAACGGAAACAGAAAAACUCUCAUAGAUUGUAAAUCAUUUAUCACUUCCUUCAUUUCGGAAUUGGUGUUGUUUAAGACUAACAUUUCAAAACGUCAAUUCCAUCAAUUUCCACAACUUGAUUCUUUGAAAGAUGAAUUAGUUGAUGAGGAUUUAACUGCAUAUCGCAGCUAUUUACAAUCAUUGCACGAUAACAUGGUGGAGCGAUUUCAAGAUGUUUUUGCGCCGAAUAUUCAGAAUUGGCAUAGCAAUCCGUUUGAGGUUGAUGCAGUCAAUUGA
Molecule: messenger RNA, 744 nt
Organism: Octopus sinensis (East Asian common octopus)
Lineage: Eukaryota; Metazoa; Mollusca; Cephalopoda; Octopoda; Octopodidae
Product: protein ZBED8-like
Exons: 2
Coding region: 1-744 (247 amino acids)
Source: RefSeq, a predicted model, not a curated record